ACUGAUUAAUUGGGAAGUUAUAAUUUAUGACUCUUAGCUGCUACUAACAAUACUAACAUUUUAGAAUAAGUUAUCAUCUAUAACUUUCUAUUCCGGUCAAAACACGGACGAAUUAAUUAAGUUGAGGACCGUCGAAGUGGAAACUAGACUGCUCGGUGGCUGGGUAAACUGUCCAAUAACAGAAUGUUGCAACAGUGUUGUAAGGCUGGAACUGAAAGGCCUCGACAACUCGGUCCGCGUCCGACAAAUCAGAGUGCUGGGAAACAUCGAGGGUGAAUCCCUCAAAGUGGGCAAACAGCACACCGCGAGUACUUUGCAAAGGAAGAACUGCGAAGCGGAGACGCUGAGAGUUUUCCGACUGAUUACGUCACAGGUGUUCGGAAAACUGUUGCAGGGGGAGGAUGGACAAACGACGAGUCAAGAGAUGGGCACUAUGUCACUGAGUGAUAACGGUGACCCUAAUGAGGAAAGCAUCGAUCUAAGAGAGCAUAUGGUUGGGAUACUAUUCAGUAGGAGCAAGUUAACUCAUCUACAGAAGCAGGUGAUCGUGCACGUAGUGCAGGCCAUACGCCGAGAAACAGAGCGAGUACACGACGAAUGGGAAGCCAGUUUGUCUACUUCUUCAGGCUACUCUGCGAGCAGUCCAGACGGAGCCAAGAAUUCUGAUACGUACUGUUUUGAGAUGCUCUCCAUGGUGCUAGCGUUAUCCGGUAGUUCUAUGGGAAGAGCCUAUCUUUCACACCAGUGCGGUCUUUUGGCCGAUUUGCUUACACUGUUACAUACCGGAAGCGCCAGGGUACAGAGGCAGGUCACUUCCUUGUUGAGAAGAAUACUUCCAGAAAUCAGUCCAGAAAUAUUUUGUAAGGUUCUUGGAAUACGGAAGCUUCCUGCGAGGGACUUUAGCAUUGUUUCUGCUCCUAGCAAAGAUUCGUCUGGACAUUUCGAUGUCGAUCAGGUGGGCGUGCUAGACGUCUUCCUGAGCGUCAUAGCGAAAUCCCUGACCCUUCAAGUUAAGGUACGCAGUAAAUCUUGUGGCAGCGGAGCAGCGAGCAAAGAGAUCAACACUGUCACUCUGGCAACGUCAAUGCAGCCCAAAGAUAUAGCGAAUGCUAGAUGGUGGAUGAGAGGUCAUGUCAGCAAGAAGCUCGCUGAGGUUAUCGUCAAUCUUAUUAAAGAUAUGACAGCGGGAAAGUUAUCGGAAGCGUGGGCUAACGUAACUAAGAGCGCAAUAGCGGAGAAUAUACUGAAUCUAACCUAUCUCUCUGAAGAACAGAAACUGCCGUCAAACUGUCUUAGAACUCCGACUUUAUGGCUAGCUCUGGCUUCGCUGUGCGUCUUGAACGAGGAGCACGUUGAAAGGCUGUCAUCAGGUCAGUGGAAGCAGGCGGAAGGUCAACCUGUCCCUCCAAGGCCCACUUGCGGCAAUCACGAUGAUGGCGAAACUAUCGCAGUGAUACAGUGCACACAUUGCGGUAAUUUAUGUGCAGAUUGCGAUAGAUAUCUACAUCUGCAUCGAAAAGCUAGAAAUCAUCAAAGACAGGUAUGCAAAGAGGAGGAGGAAGCCAUAAAAGUGGAGCUACACGAAGGUUGUGGCAGAACGAAGCUGUUUUGGUUGUUGGCGCUGGCGGAUCCUAGGACUUUGAAAGCGUUGAUUGAGUUUAGAGAAGGAGGAACUCGUACGAAAGGAGUCGGGAUGAGCGGCGUAUGCAGGUUUUGUGGAACGACAGGCAACUCGGGACUUCUUGCCAUAGGAAAUGUUUGCGCAGACCACGAAUGUCAGGAAUACGGAAGAACUGCGUGUUCAAAAAUCCUCAACUGCGGUCACAUGUGCGGAGGAGUGUUAGGUGAAUCAAAAUGUCUGCCUUGUUUACAUGGCUGCUCAGGUGACAGCUCGCUGCGACAAGAUGCUGAUGACAUGUGCAUGGUAUGCUUCACGGAAGCACUUUCGUGCGCUCCCGCCAUUCAGCUCGGGUGUGGGCAUGUAUUCCACUUGCACUGUUGCAAAGCGGUGUUGGUUAAACGAUGGCCAGGACCAAGGAUUACGUUUUCGUUCGUGCUUUGUCCCAUUUGCAAGGAAGAGAUGAAGCAUGACGAGUUGCAAGAUCUCCUGGCGCCGAUCAGAGAAUUGCAACGAGAUGUAAGGAGAAAAGCUUUGAUGCGGUUAGAGUACGAAGGUUUGCAUACGGCUGAAGCUGUGGUAACGCCUGGUGCUCGGUUUUAUAACGAUCCCGCUUCUUACGCGAUGGAUAGAUACGCUUACUAUGUGUGCUUCAAGUGCAAGAAGGCGUAUUAUGGCGGAGAGGCGCGUUGCGACGCGGAACUCGGAGAACAGUACGACCCGCGCGAGUUAGUAUGCGGCGCCUGUUCAGACGUAGCCCGCGCACAGAUGUGCCCCAAACACGGUACCGACUUCCUGGAGUACAAAUGCCGGUACUGCUGCUCGGUGGCCGUCUUCUUCUGCUUCGGCACCACGCACUUUUGCAACGCUUGUCACGACGAUUUCCAAAGAGUCACCAAUAUGCCCAAGAACGAACUGCCUUCGUGUCCCGCUGGUCCAAAAGCAAAACAGCUGGAUGGCGAAGAGUGCCCCCUACACGUGAAACAUCCCCAAACGGGAGAAGAAUUUGCUUUAGGCUGUGGGGUGUGUAGGAAUGCGCACACCUUUUAAUGAUUCUAGUCAUAUUUAUAAUCCAGUUCGCUUUAAGUACUCUAAGCUUUAAGCAUAUAUUUAUCAAAUUUAUAUUCUGAUAUGUGUAUUCAACUUCGUAGCCAUGGUGCGGUAAUAUAUUUAUGAUGCAAUA
Acanthoscelides obtectus is the source of this 2801-nucleotide messenger RNA. The record is from the annotation of a GenBank genome assembly. NCBI's taxonomy places the organism in Eukaryota, Metazoa, Arthropoda, Insecta, Coleoptera, Chrysomelidae.